AUGAAACCCUUCCGAAGUGUCUGUCUGUUCAAGAGCCUCCUUGCCAGUUGCUACCAUCACCAUCAACUUCACAGCUGUCUCCUCCCUCCUGUUGCAAAGAGGAUAGGUUAUGUGGUGGGACUGCACAACUGUGGAUUUUGGAGGCCAAAAUCUUUCCUGGACACUGCUGGAUUCACUCUGUCUUUUACCAGUCACCAUAGGAAAAACCAUCGGGAUUCUCGAGCUCUGUGGAAGCAUGAGGCUGUGCAGAAGUACCUGGAGACUCUAAGCAAGGAAUACCAGCAGGUCACUCAUCUCUUAAAUGCUGACUCUGUAAAUGACUUUGAGCAGAGAACCCUGAGGAGAAGAUGUGCUGACCUGUCCCCCAUUGCAGCUGCAUUUCAGGAAAUCAGGGAGGCUGAAAGAGAAGCUCAGGAGUUGGAAGCUAUGUGCAGAGAGCUGGACAACAGAGAUGAGAAACAACUUCUAGAGCUUGCCUUAGAAGAGAAGGAAACCUUGGAUAGAAAAAUCAGCACAUUGUGCAGAAAGCUUUUCCAGCUUCUAGUGCCAAAGGAAAAAUAUGAUAGAAGUCCUGUCAUAUUGGAAGUGACAGCUGGCAGAACAACUGGAGGAGACAUCUGCCAGCAGUUCACUAAAGAAAUGUUUGAGAUGUACCAGAACUACGCGGACUACAAACGCUGGACCUUCGACGUUGUGAACUAUACCCCAGCUGAGAUAGGUGGGUUGCAUCACGCCGCUGCUCAUAUUUCGGGCAAUGACGUCUACAGGCAUCUGAAAUAUGAAGGAGGGACUCAUCGAGUCCAGCGAAUCCCUGAGACGGGCCUGUCGUCAAGAAUGCAGCGUAUUCACACGGGGACAAUGUCAGUAAUUGUCCUCCCUCAGCCAGAGGAGGUUGACGUUAAAGUGGAUCCCAAAGAUCUGCGUAUCGAUACAUUCAGGGCCAAAGGAGCGGGAGGGCAACACGUUAACAAAACUGACAGUGCUGUGAGAAUUGUCCACCUUCCCACAGGACUGGCGGUGGAGUGCCAGCAGGAGCGAUCGCAGCAGCUGAACAAGGACAUCGCUCUGCGGACGCUGCGAGCGAAGCUGUACCAGCAGAUCAUUGAAAAACAGCUGAGUCAAGAGCAGAACGCCCGAAAACUGCAGUUAGGAACGAGAGCCCAGGCAGAGAGAAUUCGUACUUACAACUUCACCCAGGACAGAGUCACUGACCACAGGAUCUCCUAUGAUGCACGCAACAUCAAGGAAAUCCUAAGUGGGAAAGAAGCACUGGAUAAGUUAAUCAACAGACUACUGGAGUUCGCAGAGAUUGAGGCUGUCACCGAGUACCUGGAAAAUUUACAGAGAUUAGAAGGAGGCUGCUGAAGACCUUGCGUGGAGCUAAAGCAGAAACAUGUUUGGUACCAAAAUAAAACAGAUGCGUUUAUUGGACGAUGGAUUGAUUAAAAUCUAUGCCUCUGUUUUUCA
Molecule: messenger RNA, 1467 nt
Organism: Mesitornis unicolor (brown roatelo)
Lineage: Eukaryota; Metazoa; Chordata; Aves; Mesitornithiformes; Mesitornithidae
Gene: MTRF1
Product: mitochondrial translational release factor 1
Exons: 9
Coding region: 1-1365 (454 amino acids)
Biological process (GO): translational termination
Molecular function (GO): translation release factor activity
Source: RefSeq, a predicted model, not a curated record